AUGGGGUACAACUUGUCCUAUGGAAAACUGCCAGACAACACCACCUCACCCAAUGCCAGUGUUGGCUCCCUGGGGAACUCCACACACGACGAGUUCACCACUAUCGUUCUGCCCGUGCUAUACCUCCUUUUUUUGAAUGGCCUCGCAGUGUGGAUCUUCUUCCACAUCAGGAACAAAACCAGUUUCAUAUUUUACCUCAAAAACAUCGUGGUUGCAGACCUGCUCAUGACACUGACAUUCCCGUUCAAGAUCAUCCAGGACUCACAGCUGGGGCCGUGGCACUUCAACUCCUUCCUGUGCCGCUACACCACGGUGCUGUUCUACGCCAACAUGUACACCACCAUCGUGUUCCUUGGGCUCAUCAGCAUCGACCGCUACCUGAAGGUGGUGAAGCCCUUCGGGGACUCCAGGAUGUACAGCAUCACCUUCACCAAGAUCCUGUCAGCCUGCGUGUGGGUGGUGAUGGCUUUCCUGGCACUGCCAAACCUGAUCCUCACCAACGGCUACCCCACCCGCAGGAACAUCGAUGACUGCCUGAAGCUGAAGUCUCCCCUGGGGGUCAAGUGGCACUCGGCUGUCAUCUACAUCAACACCUGCAUGUUUGUCGUGGUGCUGAUAGUACUGAUAGGCUGUUACAUUGCCAUAUCCAGGUACAUCUACAAGUCGAGCAAACAGUUCAUUAGCUCGUCCAGCCGCAAGCGGAAGCACAACCAGAGCAUAAGGGUGGUCGUGGCUGUGUUUUUCACCUGCUUUCUGCCCUAUCACCUGUGCCGAAUACCCUUUACUUUUAGUCACCUGGACAAAAUUUUAGAUGACUCUGCACAUAGAAUCUUGUAUUACUGUAAGGAAAUGACACUGUUCCUGUCUGCAUGCAAUGUCUGUCUGGAUCCCAUCAUUUACUUUUUCAUGUGUCGAUCAUUCUCACGGAGGCUCUUCAGGAAAUCCAACAUGAGAACCAGGAGUGAGAGCAUCAGGUCCCUCCAGAGCGUCAGGAGAUCCGAGGUACGCAUCUACCACGAGUACACCGACGUCUGA
Acanthisitta chloris (rifleman) is the source of this 1035-nucleotide messenger RNA. It is a transcript of the gene GPR87, whose product is annotated as G protein-coupled receptor 87. Gene Ontology annotation, molecular function: G protein-coupled purinergic nucleotide receptor activity. Gene Ontology annotation, biological process: G protein-coupled receptor signaling pathway. The record is from RefSeq and is a predicted model, not a curated record. NCBI's taxonomy places the organism in Eukaryota, Metazoa, Chordata, Aves, Passeriformes, Acanthisittidae. Gene Ontology annotation, cellular component: membrane.